AUGAACUCCACUCUCAAUAAUGAGGAGGACGAUGAGAUGAUACAUUAUCCUGGACCUUCUGGCUCCCUUGCCUCUUCGGAGGAGUUUACUGGUACAGAUAAUGAUCUAUAUUAUGGAUAUUAUCCUUCAGGAGCCUACUCUUCUGCUGAUGUGACGAGCUUCCCGAAUACGGAUGCCUUUCAGGACUCUGGAUGGAUCAACACCGAGCCUAUUAGUCAAAUUCCAGAACCUCCACAGCAAUACGAAAAUGAUCUGGCGUACAUCAACCCGGGAUAUCCCCUGGGGGAUGAUAAUAUCCCUCAAAGCCUAGAAGGUGAUUUAGGAAGUUCAAUUAUCACUCAACGACCAGCUCAUCCCUCGGGAAAUCUUGAUCGGACCACGAUUGGAAUACCAAAUCCCACGCCGUUCUCUCUGCAACCUUUAUCUGAACCACCUGCCGGCGUCAUGGAACAGGUUAACAGCACCUGGAGAGCUCUCAGAUCCAACCAGCGAUGUAGUUCUGAUCAAGUCUCUCAAAGCAUGCAGAACCUCGAAACGAUCAAAACCUUCUUUCAGUCAAAGCUCCCGGCACCUCCUGCUGCAUCAACUGAGUACUCGUCGGAACAAGAAAAAGAAAUGUAUCGAUGUUGGGUAUGCGAUCCUCAGACAGCUAGAGCAACCUUUCCAACUUUUGGUACCCUGAAGAGACAUUUGGCUCAGCAUAGUAUACGCGACUGCGAGUGGUCCUGUACCGAGUGCUCCAAAGUCCUCCAGCGGCGGGAUAGAAUGCGUGAUCAUCUUAUGCACAUACACAAAAAAUCCGAUCUGCUCCCGGCUGAAGUGGAGGCAACUCGAAUGAGACAUCCAUACCCAACUCACUGCCCCCUUUGCCCGGUUGAGACAUCUUCUUGGCUUGUCUAUUUUGAUCACGUCAAGCGUCACUGUCUUAUUUCCCCUGGUUCAAAGAAGUCCUCUACCAACGGCGGUCGGUCUCGUCGCGGCAACAAUGGUGGCAGGAAUGGCGGGAACGGUAAUGGCAAUGACCAUGGCCAUGGCUCUUCUUCAGCCGGGCCAAGCAAUUCAAACGGAGGCUCGCAGCCUAAACAAUCAAAUAUUAGGACUGUAAUAAUCCAUCCGCACUCUGUUUCUGAUAAUCGGCUCAACAGCAGCCGUCGUCAAAGCGUCAUUGAUGCCAUUGAACAAAUUCCUAAGGGAUCAUCUCGCGAGUCCAGGGCUCACCUCCCCGGAGAAGCCAGUGCGACGCCCAAUAACCCCCAACCCUCACAAACUCCCGGGUUGCCACGAACCGAUCAUUCGACCAAGCGCAAGCACCCGGACGAAAAGGAAGAGAAUCUCCUUGAUUCAAAGAAAUGCAGAUGGUGCGAUCAUCACAUGGCAAAAUGUCGACAGUGCCAACCUGACCUUUGCCACAAGUGUGGUGACGUGCCCCGGAGUGCUAUUCAAAUUGGGGCUUCCUCGACAACGCCUGUACAAGACCUCCCAGAUACAUCUUCUACCAUCAUCCACUUGGACGAACCUUACUUUAACCCUGGAGCAUUGGCAAACUUUGGGCUACCUCAGACUAUGCCCACCCAACUGUUUGACGAUGAUAUACAGUUCUUGGACCCACGAUCAUUGGACAUGACCAACACGUUCAUGAACGAUCUUUCCCGGAACAAUCCGUUUAUCAGGGUUGUAAUGGAUUCAGAAAGUCAUCCAUCUCUGAGUGAUCUCAGCAACAAGGUCCAAAAGUCGCCUAUUUUUGAAAGCGAUACCACGUUACUUCGCAGCAUUGGACUUGGCACAUUGAUUGACCCGUUCUUCGUCAGAAGACAGACCAAGCAACCAAAAGCGAAAGCAUCAGGAGGUCCGAAUCUAGGCUUAUACAAAUAUCUUGUUCUCAAAAACACUCCUUCGCCCAUUCUAAACCCUCUUCAGCUGGUGUCUCGUUGCAAAUGCGCAUGUGUGACCCCAACUGUCGACUAUGAAGCCCACGAAAGCCUCCAAUUAUCGUCGAACAAGCGCAUCGAGAUGACACUAACAAUGUCUUGGGCGCACAAAUCGGGUCAUCGCCUCCACACUCGAGUGCGACUCUUCGUGAGGCUCUUUACUAUCCACGCAUCUGCAGCAGCAAAGUCAGACACCCAGAAGCAGAGGACUCACUCUAUCGCACCCGAAACUACCGACGAGGAUGCUGAGUCUGAUACCGAUUCAGAGCAAGAGCUCACUCCCCCGUCGCCGUCCGGAUCCGAGCUCACUCUACGCCUCUACCAGACCGAGGACGUGCAAAACUGGUCAUUCAGCUUUGACGUCAAGUGGGCCUUGACGAAACUCGCCCAGUGGACCAGCGGCAUAGAUGCCGAUACGUACCAGAAGCUCCUACUAUCUGAUCCUCGCUGUAUACUGGACUUGAUAUCGAAGGAUAUUAUGUAUAAGAUUUUUUGCUUGUUGAUGGGUCACAAUGGGCUCCUUCUGUUCUAUACCUCAUUCAUACGCACGUCCUUAUGA
This is a messenger RNA of Penicillium psychrosexuale, 2487 nucleotides long. Its product is annotated as putative C2H2 zinc finger domain protein. The transcript is spliced from 2 exons. Bases 1 to 2487 code for a protein of 828 amino acids. Lineage: Eukaryota; Fungi; Ascomycota; Eurotiomycetes; Eurotiales; Aspergillaceae. The record is from RefSeq and is a predicted model, not a curated record.